AGUAACUGGAAGAAGGAUGAUGCCGCAGUGCCUCCGAUCUGACCAAUUUUUAACUACAUUUCUUAACUAUUCACUUUGCUACAAUUACUAGGUUUUGCACCCAUAAACAAAUAUAUAAUGCAACUUACUCUAAUUUAGAUUUUGCGUAAUAAAUAUUUGAUGUCAAUAGACUCGCCUCGCGUGCCCAUCCAAGCAAAUUACUUAUUACCCAACAUGUCCGGAACUGCGGGCCGCAGAUGUUUCUGAUUAGUCGCAAGGGCGGCACUCUGCUGGCCAUUAACAACUUCCUCUAUCGCUCCAAUCUCAAGUUCUUUGGCAAGAGCAAUAAUAUUCUGUACUGGGAGUGCGUACAAAAUCGUUCAGUGAAAUGUCGCAGCCGCUUGAAGACCGUCGGCGAUGAUCUCUAUGUAACAAAUGAUGUGCACAAUCACAUGGGAGACAAUGUGCGCAUCGAGGCGGCCAAGGUGUCUGGCAUGCUGAUACACAGAAAACUGAGUUCACUCACAUCUGCUGACCGCAUACAGGGCUCGUGGAAGCUUGAAGACGAAGCCACCGCCACACCCGAUCAGUAACCAUGUCCAUGUCCGUUUUUAGACACAUUCCCUGAUUGUCCAACUAGAAUUUAAGUUAAUGUUUCCGAAAAAGCCGAGCCUAUUUAGGAUGAUUAAGGAUUGGAGAUGACUACAAAGUGCAGUUGCUGCAUCCCCAGCUGCACCUGCUCAAGCGAAAGUCAGUGUCUGGCUCCGUGCGGAAGCAAAACUUCGACCACCUGGACGUGUGCUUCACGCGCAGUAAUCGUGGCAACAACCUGCUCACCAUAGACGGGAAACCCUUUACGCUCAAUCGUCGCAUCAAGGAUGCCUGCUACUGGGAGUGCGUCAAGUUGCGCUGCAAAUACAUCAAGUGUACAGCGCGUGUGGUAACCAAAUCAAAUCAGAUCUCGGCACUGCGCGGCCAUCACAAUCAUCAAUAAGUGUCACGAGUCCCCCCUGUGCCAUCCCUCAUUUUAGUCAAAUAAAACGUUUUUCUGUUGAACCAAAA
Drosophila subobscura is the source of this 1041-nucleotide messenger RNA. RefSeq lists its product as uncharacterized. The record is from RefSeq and is a predicted model, not a curated record. Bases 237 to 572 code for a protein of 111 amino acids. The transcript has 4 exons. Lineage: Eukaryota; Metazoa; Arthropoda; Insecta; Diptera; Drosophilidae.